UACAGUUUGUUAUUAUUUGUUUUUCACUCUGCCAUUUGUUUUGCACGCUCUCAGAGGCGACGACUUUCUCGAAUUGCAAGUGUACAUUUUAUGAAACGAAGUGUGUGCAAGGCGAGCCGCAUUGCAGAUGGCAGUGUGUGUGAGUUCGGCGUGAACGCAAAGUGCGCUUUUUACACCGCAACCGUGGGAGAUUUUAACCAAUGCAAUUCGUAUUUUGCCAACAGCAUGUUGCGUGUGGAGCUCUGAGUUCGGGAACACCAGGCACAACGUGAGACUCCAGACAUGGAUGCUCAGUUCGAGCACUUGUGCCGCAUUUGCGCUGCCAACACGAAGAGCAAAACCAACUCCGUGGUCGAGAGUGUGUUUAUUUUCAAGACACAAGGACUGAGGGAUAAAAUAUCGAGGCACCUCUACCUAAAUGUGGCUGAAGACGAUCCCCUGCCCAAGGUGCUCUGCAAGUCCUGUUACCGACAGGUGGAGGCCACGGCAUCGCUCUCGAAUAUAGCCAAACACACUCAGCUCGUGUUCCGCGACUUUCUACUGAGCAAUCUGCCAAAGAAUGCGCGGGAAGCAGCUGCCGCUCGAAUAAGCGUGCCGCCGCCGGCCCCCCAAGUCCCAGCACUAAACGAGGAUAACCAAGCCCAGAUCGAUGAAUUCCGACCUAUUAUGCUAACCCGUGUUCCGGAGACUACCAUCACAGUGUCCAAGCCCCAGGCGGGCGGUCGCCCUCAGGAAGAACUCGUGGUGGCCAGUAAAGGAAGGGAGGCUGCUGCAUCUUCUGGCAUUGGCAAAGCCCCUGGAACCGUAAAGAGCAAUGUAACUCCGACUCGACGCAACAGCGUUUUUUUGGAUACUCGGUACGGCUCGGCCCCAAUGUCGAUCGCACAGCGCUCCAUGCAGCAUGUUCCCUCCUUGGUGCCCCUGAAUUUCGAGCCGUCAGCUUCCAACGCAACGAAGAAGACCCCAGAUACAAAACUAUCGCCGGCAGGAGUAAUUAACUUCAUUCAGACUCAUGGACGCAUAACAGGCAAUGUGCCUGUGUCCGGAAAAGACGACAACACCGGAAUAAGCCAUCGGGCGGACACCAAGAAUGCGACCACCUCAACCGUUUCUCCCAUUUCUAACGUCGGCAGCGUAGGAAUGCCUAAUCUGUCCAGUAACGUGUUUCAGCAGAAAAGCAGAAAUCUUAAAAAUACAUUGAACAACAUUAAAGCCAUGCGUAGCGGUCAGGUAUCCCUGCUCAAGUCGGCGCAGAAUCGAACCCCAGUUGAGGAUAUUAGGCCACUGGUUACAACUACCCUGGUGCCCCAAUAUGGGGGAGAGCCUUCUGUGGAGGAAGCACUGCCGGAGCACAUGAUCUUUGCGGCCCCAAAGAAGAAACGGGAGGAUGAAGAAGUAACAAUUCAAGCGGUCCCGCAAAAGCUAAAGAAAACUAUACCAAGUACAUCUAAGACGAUGUCGGCGACACUUGACUUAACCUUAUCGGUGGACUCGCAAGCCUCAUCCCCGUCAAAGUCAAUGCCCAGUGUUAAAAGCCUCACUGAUGCGAUUUCCCUGGGAAGCGUCAUAAGAGAUCCAGACUUGUUGAUGCUCAUUCUCAAGGCACUGAAGUGGCCGGUGACAUCGGAAAAUUGCGAUGAGCAAAUGACACGUUUAAAGAGUUCUAAGUUCGCUGUUAUUAUGUCUGACAACAAUCUCCUACAAGACACGGAUCUGACUCAACUUUUAGGCCCGUAUUUGGCCCCCAUGCUGCCGGUUGUCCAGCAACAAGAUCAGAACUCACUUCCUUCAGCUAUCUUGUCCACACCUACGACCACUUCCACGCAGGCGGCAAAAGACGUUCUGAAGCUGGCUGACUUAUCCAGCGCAAUGCCUUACAAACUACCACCAGAAACGUCGGUUCAGUUAGUGCCUUCCAGUCCCACAGAGCAGGAGCCACCGCCACCACUGCGACACAAGAAGGCUGUUAGCGUUUCAACGGUGAAACGUCAUCAACGAAAGAUGCGUGUUCGCGAUUUACCGGCUGGAGACAAGUCGACCUCGUCAACUUCAAAUGCAGCUCAUGUAAGCAACGAAUUGUCAAAUAUCAAUGCUAUGCUUAUUUCGCAAUUCGGAUCAAAUCCGGCCGAUGCGCUGAACGAGGCGCUUAUCUCAUUGCUUAAGCAACAGCAACACGAAUCGAAAGAUCAGCGUAAUGCUCGCCGGCGUCGUAGUGUUUCAUGCAGUGUAGUUAAUUUAGAAGAUAUUGUACUGGUCGAGCCACAACCGCCGCUGGAAGCCGAUCCAGAGGUUGUGGUACAAGUCGAGGACAACCACUUAUCACCGCAAGCCCAACCAGCAAUAGCUGCAGGAUUACGACGAAUUACGAAAAGGCGCAAGACCGUUACUCGGGCUCCAAAGCAGUCUGAAUCCGUUGUGCCUAAAAAGAGCGAACCACCGAGUCCAAAAGAUAUAUGUCCCAGUAAAGAACCAAUUGUGCCAAGGCAGUCGAAAAAAAUGGUAACUGAGGGAGAACCGUCAAGUAAAGAACUUACAAAUGAUCCGACCCAGGCACCUACGAGCACCGUUCCGGAAUCCACAUGCGAUCCCAAUCCUAUAGCCACAAAUGCAGAGAAGCAUCCUAAAGUGGCUGAGUCCGGCCCAGAUAAUGGAGCCAGUGAGGAUACCGAUGAUGGAAAAGCUGGUUCGGUAAGCAAUCGCAAGUCGGAAGUAAAGGCUGUGCUCGGCCAGAAGCUUCUGGAGGCUAUUGGUCUCCCUCAGAUGGGAAAGGACGUUGCGCCUGAGAGCUCGCGCGAUACCCUCAGAAGUGCGCUAAAACGCUCUAUAAAACAGGCUCAGGAACAACAGCGUCAGCUAAAGCGGGGCAAACAUGAAGAACCUGUGAAACAACUGGCCGAUUCUACGACUAAGCUAAGUGCGGCCGAAUCUGCAGAUGAGCAUAAGAAAGCCAUUGCCGAACGAGAGCUUGCCCUGUUGAGUCGUGGUUCAAAAGCUGGGGAAGAAAACAAGAUUUCCGUUAAAGAUGACAAGUCGGAGCGGACUGAUGUCAGUUCAUCCUCAUCACGAAACCGCCGAAGCCGUAAAUCGAAGACGGAUGCCACAGUCGAGGAUUCUGGCGAUGAAGAAAAAAAAACUAAUAGGUGGGAUGAAGAUGACGACUUGCCAUUGAAGACAGAUACAGAAAAAGCUUCAGAACGGAGUAGCAGCAGCAGCAGCAAUCGCCCGACCCGCACAAGCAAAACCUUAUCAAAGUAUUAUAAGGGUCCAUCUCCUAAAUCGCAGCAUGCAAUGGGUACGCGCUCAACACGGCAGCGCUGAAAUAUUCUUUGCCGAAAAAUUUUGUUUCACGUAUGAAAUAUGUGAAUUUAUUUUUUGAAAAUUUAAAAUACAUAGCCUAAAUCCCUUCAUGAUACAAAUUUAACUGUGUACAAUGUACACACACAUUUUAAAACUAUUUUAGUUUUAUUAACACUAAGAUAAACAAUGUGUGGAGAUCACAAACCGUACUGAGUCAAGAAUAGUGCAACUAUUUAAAACGUAAGAAGUUGUCGUGUACUCUUAUUUUGGUUUUAUUCAGCACUUAUGUACUUCUUGAAUUUUUGUAUUUAUAAAAAGUACCUUCUAGACUCUGAAAACUGAAAAGCUAGAAUAUGCUUUUAAAAAGCAGAAUGGAAAAUAUGUGAAGUUUAUUGGUUUACACACUAGUAAUAGACUAUUAUUUAAGCUGUUCAGUUUUAAUAUUAAUUAGAGUUUGCUUUCAAGCCGUUUGCAAUGAAUUUGUAGCGACAACAGAUAAUG
Drosophila takahashii is the source of this 3798-nucleotide messenger RNA. The record is from RefSeq and is a predicted model, not a curated record. NCBI's taxonomy places the organism in Eukaryota, Metazoa, Arthropoda, Insecta, Diptera, Drosophilidae.